This is a messenger RNA of Mycetomoellerius zeteki, 2111 nucleotides long. RefSeq lists its product as uncharacterized. The transcript is spliced from 4 exons. The coding region runs from base 135 to 2111 and encodes 658 amino acids. Lineage: Eukaryota; Metazoa; Arthropoda; Insecta; Hymenoptera; Formicidae. The record is from RefSeq and is a predicted model, not a curated record.
UCGCCGAUAAAUGGAUAAAGUCGAGUUGUAACAAAGGGAGGCAUGUCCGUUUCAAUCUUAACACCUAUAAACAAUUUGGAAAACGCUCAUGAUUAUUCGUUCUGUUUAUCGGUUCCUCCCCAACGUAUCGUGUUAUGCCGAGAUUGGCAAUUCACUCGACUGUUUGGAUAUUGACGCUGCUCUUUUGCCUCGCCGUGACUGAAAAUAAAACGUAUCCAGAAGAAAAUGUUUACUUUUUAGAUUUUCGAGAGGACAAACUGGCGCAUAAUUCCUCCGUAAGUUUUUGGAAGAGAAGACCAUUUUGCGGAAAUAAAUCUCUCGAAAUUAUCAGAUCAAAAUUUCCGAACGAGACCUUGCGAUUUCGAGCAGCAGGAGGUAUAAAUCUUGAAGGAUACAAAAACGCCAGUUUAAAUACAAGAACUUUGAUGGAUUUUAACGGUCCAGUUAUAAUAGAGGAUCUCGAUGACAUGAACGAUCAGAAUCUCGUGAACCACAUUCGCAUCAAGAGAAACGAGCCGAUUGUUCAUCGUCGAUCGAGUUCCGUGAAUUUGCUUCCACGAAAUUCCCAGCGCAGGACCGAUGAGACAAGCAUAUUUAGCGACUCGACAUUAAAAGGAUCACGUUCGAAGUACGAGAACCAAUCUGAUACCAUCAUGGAUACGACAUACAUAGUCCCGCAAUCACGAUACAAACGAGGAGUCCUGUCAGAAAACGGCCAUCGUAGAAAACGCGUAAAGGGAAAUAUUGGGCAUUCUAAACAUAACGUCGAAACGAAAAACAAAAAUAAGAAACACAAUGCUUUGAAGUCUCCCAAUCAGCUUGUCACGAAAAAAACGAAAAAUCCAAAUUCGAAAAAAAGAAAUAAAAAUACUCAAGAAAUCGGAAUACCUACCAAAACAAUCGACGAGUCGCGGAAAAUAGAGAAAAGGGAAUCCGAAAGUAGCGAUUUCAACAAUAUUGACAGUGCUAACGAGCAAACGGAAGCCUUAAUUAAUCCGAAAGAAGAUGCGUCAUUAAUAAAUAAUAGAAGUUUGGUAGAACAGCGACAAGAAAACGCCGUAAUGUUACCUUUUGUGCACACUGGAAAAGCGGAAUUGCAUGUUCGUAUCGAAAAAAUUCCUACGAACAAGUCGUUAUUUAUCAGUCUUAAUAAUUGGACGGAUCAUUCUAUCGGGACUAGUCCUUGCUCGAUUAUGUUACCGAAAUACAAUACGAGCGAUGAAAUUCUCCAUAUUAACCCAAAUGUUGCCUCGAAUUUUGACUCCGCCGAAAAAACGAAAGCUAAUAACGUAAUAGUGGAGAUUACUUUGAAGAAGCAAGAUCUCGGAAACGUGUCUGGUCAGGAAACAAGCGAUUCUGAAAAUACAUCGUUCUAUAAUACGGAAGCCGAAAUGGAAGCUCAUCCGGUUAAAUCCAACAUGCCGAGAAUCGAAAACAACCGAAAUAUAGAAAGAGAAAAGUACGAUCACAUGAACGAGAUGUCUGUGGAAUUAUCGGACGAGGACGCAAAGUUGCGAGCGAAGAGAAACCAGCAAGUUAUGUCCAAGUAUUUACGAAACGAUAAGAACUUGAAGGAAUCGACACGUUUCAAAGGCACUGAAGAAGAAAUCGGAGACAUGAAAAGUGAAAAGACAAGGUACAGAAGGAUUCGAGGUAAUCGUGCUGUGAGAUCGAUCGAAGAAAUUAAGGAUCUUGCCGAAAAGUUAAUCGCCAAGAUAAACGAACUGCAAGUAUAUGUGAGUAAUCGUAGUGAAACUCUAUAUAACUCUAUAAAAGAAAGGGAUUCCCAUAAAAAUGCAGAACGCGCAAUCAAGGAAGAACCGAAAAUCACCGCAAAGAAGAAAGACAUCUCAAGUUCUGCGUCCAAGAUUGCCGAGAACACUGACAAUCGCCAGCGCUUUGCAAAGGAAGCGAUUUUAGCAGGUAAAAGACCAUCCCAAAUGCGUUCUAACGGUUCGAGAUUCGCGCGAGGAGAGUAUCGAACGAGGAGGAGAUCGCGUCGCAAGUGGGGCAGGUGGAUGGACUGGAGCAGCUGUAGCGUCACCUGCGGCAAGGGUCGACAGAUCAGGUGGCGGCAUUGCCUACAAAUUGCCGGCCUGUCCCCCGAGUAA